Messenger RNA from Onychomys torridus (southern grasshopper mouse), 1772 nucleotides. RefSeq names its product solute carrier family 35 member D2 (gene Slc35d2). The record is from RefSeq and is a predicted model, not a curated record. Gene Ontology annotation, cellular component: Golgi apparatus. Bases 220 to 1341 code for a protein of 373 amino acids. The transcript has 13 exons. Lineage: Eukaryota; Metazoa; Chordata; Mammalia; Rodentia; Cricetidae. Gene Ontology annotation, molecular function: GDP-fucose transmembrane transporter activity; antiporter activity.
AAGACGGCUGGGCUAAGGCCAGCUUUUCAGCGGUACCAGGCGGGGUUAAGGCCAGCUUUUCAGCGGUACCAGGCUGAAUAGGAGGGAAGAGUGCACUGGGGGCGCGGGUUGUGAUCAGGGUUCGCGCCCCGGUUCUUCCUGUUCCUGCCGCACCCUCUUCCCUGGCGGCUAGGGGCGGGCACCGCGGGCUGAGUGGUGGCGGGACGGAGGACGGCGGAGAUGGAGGAGCCUGACGCCGCACGCCCACCCUCUCGCCUGGUCAGGCUGCUGUCGGCGCUCUUCUACGGGACAUGCUCCUUCCUCAUCGUGCUGGUCAACAAGGCGCUGCUGACCACCUACGGUUUUCCCUCACCAAUUGUUCUUGGAAUUGGGCAGAUGGCCACCACCAUAAUGAUACUGUAUGUGUCCAAGCUAAAUAAAAUAAUCCACUUCCCUGAUUUUGACAAGAGAAUUCCUGGAAAGCUGUUUCCUCUGCCCCUUCUCUACGUUGGAAACCAUAUAAGUGGCUUAUCAAGCACAAGUAAAUUAAGCUUGCCAAUGUUCACUGUGCUCAGGAAAUUUACAAUUCCACUCACUUUACUCCUGGAAGCCAUCAUACUCGGACAGGGUCUCUUACUGAACAUGGAGUUCACCUAUUGGCUAGAAGGGUGGCCAGCAAGCUCCAGGAUCUGCCUGUUUCUGCUUCCUAGGCUUGUGCUAUUCGGCCAAGAUUUUCAAGAGUCCUGGAGUUCUGAACUCACAUUGAAACAAUAUUCCUUGAACAUCAUCCUCAGUGUUUUGGCCAUCGUGCUUGGAGCUUUCAUAGCAGCUGGCUCUGACCUUGCAUUCAACUUGGAAGGCUACAUUUUUGUAUUCUUGAAUGAUAUCUUCACAGCAGCAAAUGGAGUUUAUACCAAACAGAAAAUGGACCCGAAGGAGCUGGGGAAAUAUGGAGUGCUUUUCUACAAUGCCUGUUUCAUGAUCAUCCCAACUGUCAUUAUUAGUGUUUCUACUGGAGACUUUCAGCAGGCCACUGAAUUCAGCCACUGGAAGAACGUCUUAUUUAUCAUUCAGUUUCUUCUUUCCUGUCUUUUGGGGUUUCUGCUGAUGUACUCCACAGUUCUUUGCAGCUAUUACAACUCAGCUCUGACCACAGCAGUGGUUGGAGCUAUCAAGAAUGUAUCGGUUGCCUACAUUGGGAUGUUGGUUGGUGGCGACUACAUUUUCUCUCUCUUAAACUUUAUAGGGUUAAAUAUUUGCAUGGCAGGUGGUUUAAGAUACUCCUUUUUAACACUGAACAGCCAGUUAAAACAUAAACAACCCGUGGAUGAAGAAAGCAUCCCUCUGAAUAUGAAGAGCUAGACUGGAAGAUGGAAUUACAGGACUAGGCUGGAGAGGACAGUCCCAAGAUCCCACACCUGGGACAGUCACCUGCUUGGUCAGAGCAGGAACAGGAAUGUCUGUGAAAUACAAAGAAAGCUACCUCACACAUCACUGCUCAUGAGCCACAAGGGACCCAAGACACACAGCACAGAACCUUCCUGACUAAGUGAUUUUGCUCAGAGUCAGCCUUGGGGCCCUACACUGUGUGCUGAGGGGAUGUUUCAAGGGUGACUGCUUAUCUGCACCUUGGCCUUAAUUUCAAAGGUCCCAGCCAAAGCAAGUGCCAGGGAGAACUUUCUGUUGUUGAAACAUCUCUUUAUUUUCAUAAAAAUCAGUCCAUUUUGAUUUAAACUGUGUUGGUAUGUUGUUUUCCAAAUCAUCAAAGUGAAAUAAAAAGCCAUUUCUAUAUA